CUACGUACGAUGUGAUAACGUUUUCCUCAGAUUCAAGUGUUUUCUUUUCUUUUAAACGAUGCCUCUGCGGAAAAAAAUAGUAAAAUGGAAAAGUUACGAACGAGCUUUAGAAACGACAGACCUAAAGCAUAUUUCCAGUUCGAAAUUGCGUGGAAAACACCUAAGUAAAUCGGCAUCAGAAUUAAGUUGCGGCACUGAACUGAAAGAUGAAAUGACUGAAAUUCGACCGCAAUCGGCGGCUGGUCCAGGACCUUCACAUCACUUCUCUGUUUACCACAAAGCACACAACUUUUUUGCUCAACUAAAGAACCGUUGGGGCCACGGGAAGCACAAGGAGCGCGCCAGGCACAAGUCUCCGGGAAGACAAGAUUCCACCACCGAUUACGCAGCAGACCUUAGCAGUGAUCAUAGUACACCAAGUACGCAAAGUCCAAGACAUAGAUUAACAACUUGUACAGGUACUAUUAAAAAUAAAACACAUUCUGGGUAUAAAAUGCCUUGA
Messenger RNA from Onthophagus taurus, 502 nucleotides. The record is from RefSeq and is a predicted model, not a curated record. NCBI's taxonomy places the organism in Eukaryota, Metazoa, Arthropoda, Insecta, Coleoptera, Scarabaeidae.